Messenger RNA from Acanthosepion pharaonis, 1818 nucleotides. NCBI's taxonomy places the organism in Eukaryota, Metazoa, Mollusca, Cephalopoda, Sepiida, Sepiidae. The record is from the annotation of a GenBank genome assembly.
AUGACAAAGAAAUUACGUGAACAAACAUACUCUUUUGAGACAGAGGGCGGUGGUCUUUCUUCAAAUUCCACUGUUGCAAACAGACACUCUCAUCACAUCCCUAGGGUUUCUCAACCUGAAGCAUUCUUGGGUGCGGCAACCGACUCGAUUCAACCCAACUUUUUUUCUUUUUCUUUCUUUUUAGAUCGAUUUUCUUUUCUUUCUUUUCUUUUCUUUUCUUUCUUUCUUUCUUUCUUUCUUUCUUUCUGUUUUCAUUCAUUCUUUCUUUCUUUUGUUCAGCCGUUAGUUCUUUCGUUCGUCUUUCUUUCUUUCAUACCUUUCGUUCAUCUUUCUUUCAUUCCUUUUUCGAUCUUUCUUUCGUUUUUCCUUUUGGUUUUUAUUCAUUCUUUCUUCCGUUCAUUCAUUUGUUCGUUCGUCUUUCUUUUCCUUCCUACCUACCCAUCUUUCUUUCUUUCUUUCUUUCUUUCUUUCUUUCUUUCUUUCUUUCUUUCCCUUGUUCGUUCUUUCCGUUCGUUCAUUCAUCCGUUCGUUCUUCCUUUCAGUUUUCAUUCAUUCUUUCGUUCGUUCUUUCGUUUCUCCUUUCUUCCCCACCUCCUACCUUUCUUUCACGCGUUCUUUUUUUUGUUCUUUCGUUUGUUCUUCCUUUCAUUUUUCAUUCAUUCUUUCUUUCGCUCUUCAUCCAGCCGUCCUUUCGUUCGUUCUUUCGUUCCUACUUUUCUUUCUUUCUUUCUUUCUUUCUUUCUUUCUUUCUUUCUUUCUUUUCGGUUCUCUCUUUCACUUUUCAGUCAUUCGUUCUUUCUUUUGUUAACUCGUUCGAUCGUUUGUCCGUUUGCUUGUUCUUUCUUUCUUUCGUUUUUCUUUCCACUGCUAUUUCCUUUUCUUCAUUCUAUCUUUUUCUUUCACUUUUUCUUUUCUUCUUUCUUUAUUACAUUCUUUUUCAUUUUCGUUAUCUUCUUUCUUUUUUUCUUUUAUCCUUCAAAUAUAUUUAUUGUUUUUUCCUCCCUUUCAUUCCCAGCGACAUAUUUACAGUGUUUUAAUAGACUAUUUGUCGCCCUAUUCUUUCUUUUCUCCUUCAUUUUUUCUUUUCUUGCUGCAUUUUAUAGCGUUCUUUUUAUAGCCUAUUUUUCUAUGGCGUUCUUCUCCCUUCUUUUCUCUUUUACUUUUCUCUCUUUCUUUCAUAACCACAUAUUUUCUGACUUCUUGAUUUUGAUUUCUUGCAGAAUAUUUAUUGCCUUCUUAUUUUCUCUGUUUCCAUUUAUAUUUGUCUUCAUCUUUUCUUUCUCUUCUUUCUUUCUUUCUAAGCAGCAUUUUAUUGCGUUUUUCUUUUUCUUCCUUUCCUUUUUUCCUUCCUUCUUUGUUUUCUUUCUUUAUAUAUUUUACUCUUUCUUUCGCUCUUUCUUUCUUUGGUUAUUGCCUGCAUUCUUUUUACGCUGUUUUUUUUUCCUUUUUCUCCUUUCCUUUUUUCUUUCUUUAUUUCUUUACUUCUUAUUCGUCUUCUUUCUUUCUUUCUUUCUUUCUUAUUCGUCUUUUUUCUUUCUUUCUUUCUUUCUUUACUUCUUAUUCGUCUUCUUUCUUUCUUUCUUUCUUUACUUCUUAUUCAUCUUUGCUUUUUUCUUUCGUUAUUCCUUUAUUUAUUUGCUUCUUCUUUGUUUGUUUGUUUCUUUUUUUCUUCUCUUUUCGUUCUUCCUUUCGAUUUUUAUUCAUUCUUUCUUUCGGUCGUUCGUUUAUCCGUUCGUCAUUCUUUCCUUCCUACAUUUAGUUCCUUCUUUUAUGCGUUCUGUCUUUCUUUCAUUCUUUCCUUCUUUCUGUCUUUUGUAG